Molecule: messenger RNA, 4438 nt
Organism: Conger conger (European conger)
Lineage: Eukaryota; Metazoa; Chordata; Actinopteri; Anguilliformes; Congridae
Gene: elapor1
Product: endosome-lysosome associated apoptosis and autophagy regulator 1
Exons: 22
Coding region: 97-3069 (990 amino acids)
Biological process (GO): positive regulation of vacuole organization; autophagosome assembly
Cellular component (GO): late endosome; trans-Golgi network; lysosome
Source: RefSeq, a predicted model, not a curated record
GAAGUCGCUAGACGAAGAGCGACAUCUCUCCGCCAGUGUGCAUUGCCUUCGCAGCCGGUCCUAUUUUCAGUCAACUUUUUUCUCACCAAAGAAGCAAUGCCGACCAGAGGCCCACAUCAAACAAAAUCUGACCGUUUUCUUGUGCUUUGUCACCUUGUUUGGUUCCUUCUUUUUUGUCCUGAAACAGAAACGAGGGAUUUGCCAAUGUGCAAAGAGUCAGACUACCACUUUGAGUACACGGAAUGUGACAUACUGGCCUCUCGCUGGAGGGUGGCCAUACCCAACAAGCCUGGGACCUGCACCGGACUCCCAAACCCCGUCAAAGGCACCGAAUGCUCGUUUUCUUGCAAGACAGGGGAGUACCUGGACAUGACCACACAGGAGUGCCAGAGGUGUGCAGAGGGGACCUACUCGCUGGGCACUGGCGUGAGGUUCGACGAGUGGGACCGACUCCCUGCGGGGUUCGUCAGCUACGGGACGGACCUGAGCGGCUACAGCUCUUCUGACAACUGCACCAAUUCCACCUGGAAUCCAAAGGGGGACUACAUCACCUCGAAUUUGGACGAGUGCACCUCCAUCCUCACCUAUGCAGUCAGCCUCAAGCAGGCCGGCACUGUGUCCUUUGAGUACUUCUACCCUGACAACAGCAUCUUCUUUGAGUUUUACGUUCAGAAUGACCAGUGCCAGUCCACCGAAUGGGGAAACCGGUGGAUUAAAAACAGCGAGAGUGACUGGAACACACACUACUUGCAGCUGAAGCGUGGGAAUAACGUGCUGUACUGGAAGACCACGACCUUCGCCAUGGUCACCAGUGCGCUCAAACCAGUGCUCAUCAAGAACAUCAUCAUCACAGGUGUUGCCUACACAUCAGAGUGUUUCCAUUGCAAACCUGGCACCUACAGUGCUAAAAACGGCUCCGCCCACUGCAGCCCCUGCCCAGCCAAUUCCUUUUCCAACAAAGGAGCCACUGUGUGCCAGCAGUGCCCACCGGAUCAGUACUCAGGAAAUGCGUCUGAGACUUGCCUGCUGCGGCCGCCAUGCAGAACCAGUGACUACUUUUACACACAUACCCCGUGUGACAACAGCGGGAAGACCCAGCUGAUGUACAAGUGGAUCGAGCCAAAGAUCUGCAGCGAGAGCCUGGAGGGGGCAGUGCAGCUUCCUACCUCGGGAGAGAUGGAGACAUGCCCGCCCUGUAACCCUGGGUUCUUCUCCACCAACACCUCGGCCUGCCAGCCCUGCCCCCAGGGCUCCUACUCCAACGGGACAGCAUGCUCGCCAUGUCCGGCUGGCACUGAGCCAAUGGUGGGAUUCGUGUACAAGUGGUGGAAUACAAUGCCCAGCAACAUGAGGAGUUCGGUUUUCAGCCGGGAGUACAGUGACGCUGAGAGGAACACAGCUUGGGAAGUCGCUGGGGAGUACAUCUACACGACCCCGGGAGACUUGGACACGGACUACAUGAUGCUGACGCUGACUGUCCCUGGAUACAGGUUACCCCAUUCCAUAGCCAAAAACACGGAGAUCCCGGAACUUUCCAGGAUUUCUUUUGUGUUUGAGACCAGCUGCAGUGCUGACUGUGUGCUGUAUUUCAUGGCGGGGUACAACGAGAGGAACAACGAUGUGGUGGAGCACUGGGGCAGCACCCGGGAGAAGCAGUCUUACUCCUACAUAGUCAGGAGCAACAGCACCGUCAGCUUCACCUGGGCCUUCCAGAGAACAGAGUCCCACAGCCAGAGCACGCAGAGGCAGUUCAGCGGAGACUUCGCUAAGAUCUACGAGGUGCAGGUGACCAACGUGAUGGGAGGGGUGGCCUCGCGCUGUCGGCGCUGUGCGCUGGGCUCGGAGGACGGGGCCUCGGCCUGCGUGCCCUGCCUCCCCGGGCACUACAUGCUGAACGGGACCGGCGUCUGCCGCCAGUGCCCCCCGGACACCUUCAUCCGCCCGGAGCAGCCCGUGGGCGAGGGAGCCUGCAUCCGCUGCGGGCCCAACACCCACAGCAACCAGGCUAAAUCGGCCUGUGUCAGUGACUGCCAGCUCCAGCUGAAGCUCUCCGGAGGGCAGGCUGUGCACUACGACUUCUCCCCGCUGGCCAAUGCCACCAGCUUCCUGAGCGCCCCCCGCUUCACCAGCAAGGGCCUGCGUUACUUCCACCAGUUCAGCAUCGGCCUCUGCGGGAGCCAGGGCAGAGCGCUUGGGUCUUGCGUGGACAACGUAACGGAGAGCGUGAACGAGGUCAGGAGUCACGUGUGCCAGGCGACUGUGGUGCCCUCCGAGGUGAGAGGGCAGAGCGUGGUAUCAUCCCAGCCCUUCAGCAUCGGAGAAACGCUCAUCGGGGUCACCACUAAGUCAACUCUGGAUAACGUCAAGUCCCCCAAAGAGUACUUCCCCUCGAAAUCCAGUCUGCCUGAUGUCAUAUUCUACUACAGGGCGGCUGAAGCUACAAAGGCUUGCAAAGACGGGAGAUCGACCGCCAUUCGGCUGAGAUGUGACCCCACAGUCACAGAAAACAACCAGCUGUCUCUGCCAAGUGCCUGCCCAGAGGGGACAUGUGACGGGUGCUCCUUCCACCUCCUGUGGCAGACGAGGCACGCCUGCCCGCUGUGCUCCAAGAGCGACUACAAGGAGAUAGUGAGUGCCUGCAUCGCGGGGAUUCAGAAAACCACCUACGUGUGGCAGGAGCCCGUGCACUGCACAGGCGGGGUGUCUCUUCCUGCUCAGAGCGUGAGCGCCUGCGUCACCCUCGACUUCUGGCUCAGAUUUGGGGUCUCCACGGGGUCUGUGGCCGCCCUGCUCCUCAUCACCAUCAGCUGCUACUUCUGGAAAAGGACAAGAAAGCUGGAGUAUAAGUACUCGAAGCUGAUGAUGACCGCCGGGGAGAAGGAGUGCGAGCUCCCGGCGGCUGACAGCUGUGCCAUCAUGGAGGGCGAGGACGCGGAGGACGACCUCAUCUACCUCACCAAGAAGUCCAUCUUCGGCAAGAUCAAGGGCUUCUCCCGGGAGAGAACCUCUGACGGAUUUGACUCAGUGCCUCUGAAGUCGUCCUCCGGCCAGGAGAUGGAGAUGAGCUAGGAGCUCCCUGCCUCCCUCCGACCCACAGGAUAGGUCAACCUCUGGUCACAUGGGACUGUGGGAACGACCAGGCACACAGACACAGUUUUUGGCUGUCUGUGCUGCCCUCUCUCUUAGAGGGUGACCCCAUUGCCUUGUCUCAAGUAACGGAUGUUCAUUUAAGAACAAAUAAGGGUCUAUAUUUGGCUUAUUAAGCCAUUUGUGUUUUUGGGGUUCCUCUGGCAAAAACAUUAGGAGGAGUACAGGUUCAACAUGGAUUUUGUUAUUAUAUUUAUUGCGAAAAAGGCAGAGUAGUGAAGAGGCUUGAUACUAGAGUGUCCCAGUUUGUUGAGUGUUCUAUUUAUCGUUUCUGAUCCACGACCGCAGUGUUAUGGGAACGUUUCGUACCAGCUGUGUAGAAUUGCACUGUCCCUAUUGUAGUGUAUUUGUAGUGUUCUUUCUGGUAAACUGGAUAAUGAGUACAUGUCACUACCUACUACCACAAAUAGCAUAAUGAGCUAAAAGAAUAUUGAAGAGAAGAGUUGAAGAGAAAAUUAUCCCUUUUUUUCCAAUUAAAGAGUGCAGGAAAGAUCAUUUAAAAUGGAAAAGUGGCUCUUUGAUACACAAAUAUCAUUAAAAGUUUUGGGGAUGACUGAGGAUUUUUUGUAUUUAUUUUUUCUUUAAAGCAAAAGCUGAUGAAUGUUCAUAUUUGGGGGAACUGUAUUGUUUCUGACUAAUUAAAUGAAAUUAUGAAUCCACUUUUGCUUUAUUGUAGCUAGAAAUGGUCAACCCUGUUAAUGCUUGCCAUGACUUGAUCCAGAAUAUAAUAUGGAAGCCAAAAUAUAUGUAUAACUUGUUUGCUGUAUUGAUAAAAUCUGUUAAAUCAUGUUGAUCACAUGUACAUAAUUGAUUUUCCUAUUAAAUUGCCUAUUUUAACUGCUGUAAAAUAUGUUUUAAAAAGUGUUAACAAAACAGAAAUUUUAGAGUUGCAAGAAAAACCUAAUUCAUACUCAAAGGCCCAUGGUUUUCAAAGAUGUGUCCAAUAGCCUGAAAGUAUGUCUCUUUUAAAAAAGAUAUGCACAAAAUGUAACUUUGAAUGUUCAAAAGAACACAACAUUGAAAUUGGAUUGAUGUUAGCCUGUACAAAUUAUGUCUAUUGCACAGUUUUUCACCCAAGAAUACUUUUGCAAAACAGUGCUUGCCAAAUUGCCUUACAACUAAAGUGUUUUGAUAUUUCCAAAUAGCGACAAGUAUUUUUUUAAAGACUGGUGUCCUUUUUAAAACUAUUGUGUUUUUCUGCAUUCAUGCUGAUUGAUGUGUGAUAUACUUUUCUCUGAUUUCCUUCCUCUGUGCCGUCUUGAUUCCUUCAAUAAAUGUGCUUCUGACCACA